CCUUCAAAAACCCUAACUCCCUUCUUUCCUUUCCUUUCCUUUCCUUAUUUCUCCGCAUGGCCUCUCCGGCUCGCGCCGCCUAUUUUCCUUCAUAGCUUCAUCCUCUUUGGGGGCAUUCGUAGUUUCUCUUAUUCUUCUUCUCAACAAGGAACCAACAGAUACUUAUCCACCUCUUCUGAGAUUGUAUCAUCUCCGAAAUCUGUUUCGUUGGCCUCUAAUGUUGUUCAGCUCGAGAAUAAUGGGAAGGCUGUACGUGCGUUACUUGCGAAUCAUGGAUUCUCUGAAUCACAAUUCUCUAACCUUGCCAAGAGGUAUCCUCGAAUUCUUUCUGCGAAGCCCGAGAAAACCCUACUGCCCAAACUGUUGUUUUUUCAAUCUAAAGGUCUUUCUUCCCCAGAAGUUGCCAAAUUAGUAUGUUCAUGUCCUUAUAUCGUAAAAGUAAAUUUAAACAAACGAAUUAUUCCAGCCUUUGAUUACCUUCAAGCCAUGCUUGGAAGUGAGGAGAAGACUCUCGCUGCCAUAAAGCGCUUUGCGGGUAUUCUCGCUUGGGAUCUUCGAAUUUCAGUUAGUCCCAAUAUUGAAAUUCUGAAACAAAUUGGAGUGCCGGAUUCAAAUAUUUUAAAAUAUCUUCAGGGGCAGCCUAGACAUUUCUUAACAAAUUCCAUCCGAUUCAAGGAGACUGUAGAGAGAGUUACGGAAAUGGGAUUCAACCCUCAACAACUGCAGUUUGUUAUUGCUGUUUCUGGUCUACGAGCAAUGACCAAAUCUACAUGGGAUAAGAAGGUUGAAGUUUAUAGAAAAUGGGGAUUGUCUGAAGAAGAGAUCUGUUUGGCUUUUAGAAGGCAUCCGUGGUGUAUGAUGCUUUCUGAGGAUAAGAUUAAUGGUGCAAUGGAUUUUUUUGUCAACAAAAUGGGAUGCGAAUCAUCUUUCGCUGCUAGUAGACCAAUUGUACUUUCACUUAGUUUGAAGAAGAGGAUUUUGCCUAGAGGCUAUGUUUAUCAAGUUUUGCUGUCAAAGGGUUUGAUUAAGAAAUACGGGAAUCCUGUUUCCUUCUUUGGGAUUUCUGAAAAGCGUUUCAUAGAAAAAAUCAUCAACCCCCAUAAGGAGCAGAUUCCUGGAUUGUUGGAGUUGUAUAAACAGAAAUCAAUGAAUUCAAUUUCUUGAA
Cucumis melo (muskmelon) is the source of this 1165-nucleotide messenger RNA. RefSeq lists its product as uncharacterized. Lineage: Eukaryota; Viridiplantae; Streptophyta; Magnoliopsida; Cucurbitales; Cucurbitaceae. The record is from RefSeq and is a predicted model, not a curated record. Gene Ontology annotation, molecular function: double-stranded DNA binding. Gene Ontology annotation, biological process: regulation of DNA-templated transcription; chloroplast organization. The transcript is spliced from 2 exons. The coding region runs from base 487 to 1164 and encodes 225 amino acids. Gene Ontology annotation, cellular component: chloroplast.